AGGGAAACAUGCACUGCCUUCUAGUGCACAAGAAUAGAACCAACACUCCAACUACAUUCUCCAUGUAGAUCUACAGACUACAGUUGGGACUGUCCCACCCCCCAGAACCAUUUAUAAACCAAGUUUUAUCCCGAGGAAAAUAAAUCAGUCUUUCCAGUCAUCAGUGGACGAUCAUUCACACCGCUACCCCACAAACUAAACUACUUGAACCAACCUCCUCCCCAACCCCAACCACAUUGAUUUAUUUACUAUUUAAUAACCACCUCCACCACCACCAAUAAUCCAUAACCCCAGAACAAUUACCACAGAACAAUUACCACAAAACAAUUCACCACAAACCUAUCACUACAAAAACAACCCUCAAAAUGCUCUUCACCACCAUCCUUGCCUCCACCAUUGCCCUGGGAAUGGGCGUCUCCGCAGCUCCCACGGCCAGUCCCUCUCCCAACCCCAACUACCGCUACGUCCAGCUGCGUGUCUACGGCGCACCCGGCUGUUCGGAAUUAAACCAGGGCGAGUUGGGAGUGUACGGCGACAGCCUCAACAAGUGCCAGACCUUCAACGACAUUACCAUCAAGUCUGUGCGCUUCGAAGCCAAGUAUCAGGAAAGCUGUACCGUAACUCUCUAUGAUGACGUCACCUGCCAAACUAAUCGCCGCGAAGUCCAGGUUGAGACCUGCCUUUCCGGUGACGACUCGGAACAGUUCCGCAGCUAUAUUGUCGAGUGUCCUGGUGUCUAAGCCAGGGAUCUGGACUUGCGUGGUCUUUCUCUUUUUUUUUUUUUUUUUGUUUUUAUCUAAUAUGUGAACGUCAUGAGAAGAUGAGUGGGUCAGGUGGUUACGAUUAGUAUUUGAUAUGAUAUUAUGUACAGCGUGUAUCUAGUCUUAUAAUAACUUAUAUAUAAUUAUG
This is a messenger RNA of Aspergillus pseudotamarii, 909 nucleotides long. RefSeq lists its product as uncharacterized. The record is from RefSeq and is a predicted model, not a curated record. Lineage: Eukaryota; Fungi; Ascomycota; Eurotiomycetes; Eurotiales; Aspergillaceae. Bases 366 to 740 code for a protein of 124 amino acids. The transcript is spliced from 2 exons.